CGUACUUUUUAAAGAUCGUGCGUUGUUUACGUUUUCUAAUGACCGUGUACAUCUUACACUUUACAAAGACCGUGUACAUUGUACAUUUUCCAAAGAUCGUGAACAUCUUUUAUCUUCUAAGCAUCGUGUAAUCUUAUAGUCUCCAUUCCACAAAGAUCAACCAGACCGCUACAUUUCACCAUGCAAGACCUUCAAGUUGGGAGGUUCCACUGGCUCAAGGCACCAAUAAAUAUAACCCAAAUAACGUCAUCAGAAUCUGUGAAGAAAAGGUUAACAUUGCGUGAUGGCGUAGACAGACAGAUCACACAGUCGAUUCUAGGUCCCGUCAAGUUCAAUCAAGUAUUCAACUGUAUGGACAAGCCAGAUGACCUUCAGCCUUACAAGGGCUACUUCAAGGUCAGCCAGCUCCCGCCCCUCGCCCCCAGCAUCAGGGUGGAGGAGAAGGAAAAAAUUCGAUGCUUGCUGUCCCCGGGCACGGUGCUACAGGUGUGUGGCCCACCCAUGGCCGGCAAGUCAGUUUUAGUUGACCAGGCGAUACAAGAGAAGCAACAACAGCUGUCCAGCACCGACAAGACAGGCAUUGUUUAUCUCCCCGUUUUAUGUAAAUACGUCACAAACUUACACGAUUUACUGGUCAGCCUAACCAGGCGCUUUGCCCAGCAGACGACGGAAACAACCGACCACACCAUUGACGCCGACGUCGUCUUGGGCCAUCUGCAAAAAUUAGUAAGGAACCAAAUCGACAAACAUUACAUUUUGGCUUUCCAUAAGUGUGAGAGUCUACGAACAUCCGGGUAUGAUCAGGAGUUUUUACAGUUCAUCGCCCGCCUGGCGAGACUGUGGUGGGAUGGUGGUCUGGCGGUUAGCGUAGUCUUCACGACCUACAAGUAUUUCCCGUCCCCAGAACUUGGCAUCGAACUCUUUCAGGUUGGAAUGUUGACAAAAUUUGAAGACAUCCUGACUUUACUAAAACACGUUAUUCCUAACAAAUGUAUGGAAACCUAUGUUCCCAUUUGUUACAAAUUUCUAUGUUUUCCGGAAGGCGUUGUUCGGAUAGCCGAGGAAUAUUUAGCAAAUGAAGAAAUUAGGCCAUCAACGGAUGCCAUAGAAGAGCUAAUCACCAAAGACAUGGAGUUUCUCUCUCUCCUGUUCUCUAAGAGACUUGAUGAAGUGCAGUCGUGGGUGUGUGCUGGGGACCUGGAGCUGUUGUCCUACUUCAGCAGCUCGCUGGGGGGUACAUUUACAGAGGAGCACUUGAAGGAGACGUUUAAAGGUCAAAGGAUGCGCUAUGCCGAUGCGCAGUGGCAACAGUGUAUCAAGCGCCUAAAGAACAACCAUCUGAUCUGCAAAAGUCCCGGCGUGCUGAGAUGGAUGGUCCAUCCGUUAAUCGUCUACUUCUUUAAACUUCACAAAGUCAGCUUUAUGAGCUCUGUACAUUCUCAUUAUUUCAACAGUUACACCAACUUCCUGUGCCGGGUCUUGAUGAAAUGUGACACCCAAGUUCAAGGUCACAAGACUUACAACUGUCUGCUGCAAGAGUGGCCCCACGUCAAGCACGUGCUGGACAUGGCCAUCCACAGUACAGGUGAAACAUACCAGGCUUUCCUCAGGGUGGCGGUUACAGCCCGUCGUCUGCUGGUCACGUGUCUACCUCACGAGGCAGAAGAGUUCUACCACGAGCUGUCCAUUGCCGCCCAAACUUCCGGUAACCUCAGACACCAUGCGGUGAUGCAGGCUUGUCUUGGCUACGUCAUCAGUUGUAGCGCAGGCUCAAGAUGGACGCAGGCGACACAAUAUUUUGACACAGCUCUAGACAAUCUCAGGCGUGAAGGUCCCGGCUAUUUCUACAAGUGGACGCUGAGGGGGAAGGCCAUUCUGCUACAUCGACAGGGCCACUACGUCGAGUCACUAGAAUUCUUUAAGCAGGCGGCAAAUGUCGUUUAUCAAGACGACCUUGAGACGGCAGACGAUCCGCUGACCGUGACCUUAGUACAGCAGGAGGCGGAUGAAAUCACGACAGAGAUACAUCAGACAAUACCCAUGAUAUUUUGUGGAGAUAUCGAAUCUGUUCGUAAAAACCUCUUGAACCUGCUUGACGCUGUCAGAGACCAAUUUCCGCACCACCCGGAUUUACCCGUCCUGCUUAACAACAUCGGCCUGACGGAAGAGAGGGGUGGCCGUGACCUUGACAGGGCCCUCAGGUGGUACGAGCUGUCGUACAGGGAGCGGCUGCAGCUGGAGAAGCUGUGCCCACAGCAACAGCUGGUCUCGCUCAACAACAUCGGGAUGGUCCUCCACGCCAAGGGUCAGCUAGAAAAGUGUAAGCUGUACCUUCAGAGGGCGCUGGAGAUUCAGAAAGUUUGUGGGUGGAAUCAUUACAACACGGCCUUGACAUUGGUGCACCUUGGAUCAGUCUUAUUUGAGGCGUUUCAAAGUUUGGAUGCUCUCCACAAGUUUAUGGAAGCUGACGUCAUCCUUCAGAAAACCGCCCCGUCACAUGACUUCCGCUUGAGCGUGGGGCUUGGGCUGAUGCACUACAGUCUGGUCGCCCUGCAAGAGCCCGACCCCGGGCCAGACCCCCACCAGGAAGUGAGUACUCACGGUCCACUCACGUGCGGCUCCAGACAAUCCUGCAGUGAGUACUUGGACUAUCUGCAAAGGGUCUGCCGCGAGUUGGGUCACGUGGUCAGCGUGGACGGCGUCCAGAAUUUGUUGGCCGUCUACGAGCACGGCAUUCUGCUCAGUCGGUGCCAUCAGGAUUAUCUCACCUACAGACAAGCUCUGGUGAUGCUGGUCCAUGGGAACCGGAAACUGCGAGACUUUUUCUUGGGGAACUCUCCAAGCCCAGCAGACGUCUCACCCAGCCCAGCAGACGUCACACCCAGCCCAGCAGACGCCAGCCUACAUAGCCACAGGAAGUUCUUCCAGUACGUCCGCACCACAGAGUAUCAGCAUCUGGACGAGCAUGUUCUGCUGGAGUUGAUUCAGGCGUCGUGUCUGUACUGUCAGCAGAUGGAGACGUUCUACUGUACCGAUUUGCUGAUGGGAAAGUGCAGGUUUCAGUUUCAAGAACCGGAAGUCGGUUUUAGGGGACGUGACAAGGUCGAGUGGGAUGCUGGGCAUUCGACAAGUGGAGACGUCACACAGCUGUUGAAAUGUCAAUCUGAUGCAUCGUCAGAUAAAUGUCAACACACAUCUUCGUGUGCUGAUGACAUACUGUCUACGGAAUGUCAACACACAUCUUCGUGUGCUAAUGACAUGCUCUCUACAGGUGCUAAUGACAUGCCAUCUACAAGUGCUAAUAACAUGUUGUCUAUAGAAGCUAAAGACAUACUAUCUACAAAAUGUCAAUACACAUCUUCAUGUGGUAAUGAUAAACUAUCUACGGAAUAUCACUACACAUCUUCGUGUUCAAAUGACACACCAUCUACAAGUGCUAAGGACAUAAGGUCUACAGGUGCUAAUGACAUACCAUCUGCUGGUGCUAAUAACAUACUAUCUACAGCAUGCUACUCAUCUUUCACUCCCCCAAGCACCCAUCCAUCUUUAGAAAUACAUGUUUCAAGUGCUUCACUUUUCUCCUAUCCAAAGAAAACUAGCCAAGAGGUUCUAGCUGAAGAUAACUUAGCCGGGAAGUUAAACGGGAAUUCCAAUUUGAUUGGUCAAAAAUCCACCAAUCACCAUCCAGGUUGUGAAAAAGAGAAGAGCCCUCAUCAGAAAACCACUUCCGGUGAUGAAAACGACGGAAACGAAUUUCGAAAAAUACCCGAGAAAAUGUUUGCUAGUCGUAAGCACAAGUUCUUGACCGGCGUCUUUCAGCGUUUAAGAAACAUUCAGGUGGGAAGGUCAAGGUUGUGUGUGCGUGACCCCGAGAGACUGGCAGGUCGCGAUGACGUAAUGGACAGUUCCUACGUCACUGAUAGCUGGGAGCUGAUUGGCUCGAACGGAGAGCUCGAGAGAGGUGGCCAAGAUACAAUAGAGAAAUUUAGCAAGAUGAAGGCGAAUACCUCAGGAGUCAACGAGUGCUUACACCUGGAAGUGGCCGACUCUGAAGGUCAUGGGGACUCAUGCGGCACCGCUUUGUGCAGACGUCAACAGGUGACAAAGACAUUCAGCAACAUCCGGCGAGCUGAAAGAAAAAUGAUUCGAGAGUUACUUGCCACUGGGGGCGUGGUCCAGGUGUUCGGUCCCCCGAUGGUCGGGAAAGCCAGCAUAGUCCAACAGGUUGUACAGGAACUACAGAUGGGUUCACCGGAAGUGAAAAGUCACGUGAUUCCGUCUCGGCACCAGACGUUGAGUGACGUGCUGAAUCACCUGAUGUCACGGAUCUGUCCAAACACGGUCAUUGACCCGGAGCCUGAUUUCAAUGACUCAUCAAAUCGAGAACGAAUGGUCCAGGAGAUUCGAACCUCCCUCAACCACGACAACCACUACCUCUUGGUGUUUAAAAAAUGCGAAGGUUUAAAAGCUGCAGAGUCUGAAUUUCUCACCUGGGUGGGGUCACUGACCGACCUUUGGAGGUCACAUGACAUCAAGGUCAGCAUCAUCCUGACGACAUACAAGCAGUUCCGGAUGACCCGACGUGACGUCAGUCUCGUGGAGGUAGGCGUGCUGACGGAUGCUGACGACAUAUCGACGCUCCUACAAGACACGGCACCCGGGGUGAGAGAUGACCAGCUGAUCCCCGUGUGUCGUAGGUCAUUGUGUCUGCCGGAGUGUGUCGUCACACUGGCCAGGGAAUGUGUGGCCAGGGAAUGUGUGGCCAAGGAAUGUGUGGCCAGGGAAUGUGUGGCCAAGGAAUGUGUGACCAAGGAAUGUGUGGCCAGGGAAUGUGUGGCCAAGGAGUGUGUGGCCAAGGAAUGUGUGGCCAAAGAAAGUGUGGCCAGGGAAUGUGUGGCCAUAAAUUGUCUGACUAACGAAGCCACAAGACUGUCCACAGAGAUGGUGGAGCUAGUCGUUCCAACAGAUUCCAUGUUUCCUGACGUGUUUGUUGCUCGUCUGAUGGAUGUCGAGACCUGGGUCAGCCGAGACGACUUACAGCUCCUCUUGAUGCCGGGCCAGGCCACAUUUCAACCAGAAGCUCUUUUAGAACAUGUCAACUGCAAGCAUCCCGAUGAGAAGGUCAAGGACCUUUUGCACAGAUAUGCCUACGUCAUAGAGCCGAAUCGCUACAGGCUGCAUCCACUGUUGACAUUUUACUGCCACACCUUCCCCAUUCUACAGGCGGGGACAACGUCACAACGCUUUACUUUAGGCAACAGCCUGGCAUUUUUAAAAUGA
This is a messenger RNA of Physella acuta, 5280 nucleotides long. RefSeq lists its product as uncharacterized. Gene Ontology annotation, molecular function: protein binding. The record is from RefSeq and is a predicted model, not a curated record. NCBI's taxonomy places the organism in Eukaryota, Metazoa, Mollusca, Gastropoda, Physidae.